UUUAUUUGAUAUCAGAUUGACUUGUCCCCAUCAUAUGAUGGCUUUGUCCACUUUGGAGAUCUUGUGGGAAUCUUCAAUCCUGAAACAGAAGUGGUUCUCUCAGCAAAUAUGCCAGAAAGCAGAAUGUAUGAGGCACUUGCCCUUGAAGGUCCAUGCCCCGUGUCUGGAUCUAAGUUUCUAGAUCCUUGUGUUAGAAACGUUUUUGUUGUUACAAGGUAAGACCACGUUGUUUUUAUUGUUUUUUUUUUUAUUGUUGUAAAUUCAGUUCCCGUUGUGUUUUUGUAGCUGCUGCUAUUGUUUUUGCUGCUGUUGCAUGUUCUUGCUGUUGUUGUAACUAAUGUUGUUGUUGGUGUUUUUGUAGCUACAUUGUUGCUGAUGUUGUAGUUGUUGUUGCUUAUGUUCUUGUUGCUGUUGUUAUUCUUGCUUUUGCUGUUGUUGUGUUGCGGAUGUUGUUGUUGUGCUAGAUUCCGUUGUACAGAUGUUGUUGUUGGUGACGUUGUUGUUGAUGAUAUUGUUGUUCCUGAUGUUGUUGUUGCUGAUGUUGUUGUUGGUGAUGUUGUUGUUGCUAUUGUUGUUGUUGGUGAUGUUGUUGUUGAUGAUAUUGUUGUUGCUGAUGAUAUUGUUGCUGAUGUUUUUGUUGCUGAUGUUUUUGUUGCUAUUGUUGUUGUUGUUGCUAUUAUUGUUGUUGUUGUUGUUGUUGCUGAUGUUGUUGUUGUUGUUGUUGCUGAUGUUGUUGUUGUUGUUGCCGAUGUUGUUGUUGAUAUUGUUGUGGUUGCUGAUGUUGUUAUUGCUAUUGUUGUUGCUGAUGUUGUUAUUGCUAUUGUUGUUGCUGAUGUUGUUAUUGCUAUUGUUGUUGUUGUUGCUGAUGUUGUUAUUGAUAUUGUUGUUGUUGCUGAUGUUGUUGUUGCUGUUGUUGCUCAGAUGUUGUUGCUGAUGUUGUUGUUGCUAUUGUUGUGGUUGCUGAUGUUGUUAUUGCUAUUGUUGUUGCUGAUGUUGUUAUUGUUGUUGCUGAUGUUGUUAUUGUUGUUGCUAAUGUUGUUAUUGUUAUUGUUGUUGCUGAUGUUGUUAUUGUUGUUGCUGAUGUUGUUAUUGUUAUUGUUGUUGCUGAUGUUGUUAUUGCUAUUGUUGUUGCUGAUGUUGUUAUUGCUAUUGUUGUUGUUGUUGCUGAUGUUGUUAUUGAUAUUGUUGUUGUUGCUGAUGUUGUUGUUGCUGUUGUUGCUCAGAUGUUGUUGCUGAUGUUGUUGUUGCUAUUGUUGUGGUUGCUGAUGUUGUUAUUGCUAUUGUUGUUGCUGAUGUUGUUAUUGUUGUUGCUGAUGUUGUUAUUGUUGUUGCUAAUGUUGUUAUUGUUAUUGUUGUUGCUGAUGUUGUUAUUGUUGUUGCUGAUGUUGUUAUUGUUAUUGUUGUUGCUGAUGUUGUUAUUGCUAUUGUUGUUGCUGAUGUUGUUAUUGCUAUUGUUGUUGUUGUUGCUGAUGUUGUUAUUGAUAUUGUUGUUGUUGCUGAUGUUGUUGUUGCUGUUGUUGCUCAGAUGUUGUUGCUGAUGUUGUUGUUGCUAUUGUUGUGGUUGCUGAUGUUGUUAUUGCUAUUGUUGUUGCUGAUGUUGUUAUUGUUGUUGCUGAUGUUGUUAUUGUUGUUGCUAAUGUUGUUAUUGUUAUUGUUGUUGCUGAUGUUGUUAUUGUUGUUGCUGAUGUUGUUAUUGUUAUUGUUGUUGCUGAUGUUGUUAUUGCUAUUGUUGUUGCUGAUGUUAUUGCUAUUGUUGUUAGUGUUGUUGUUACUGAUGUUGUUAUUGCUGAUGUUAUUGUUGCUGCCCAUGCCGUUAUUGUAGUACAGUAGUUGCUGCUUUUUGUUGUAUUUUCCAUUUUUUAUGUUGGUGCACUGUUUUGUACUGCUGGCUUUCUUUCUGUCUAUUGACAUUGAGUGUAUGUUUGCUUGUUUUCAGCUGUGAAGACCCGGGUGAACGCGGUAUCAUAAAGUUUGGUCAACAAUUUUACUUGAAAACACUGCCAGGGAUCGGUGGAGAUGUAAGAUACACUUACUGAAGAUUGCUUAUCAUAUUUUACAAUUAAACUACAAACGUUUGUGUGUCCGCAUCAAGGGAAUAUAUAAUAUACUUUUCGUUUAUCAACCAUUUCUUUGAAGAAGGCUUGCACGUUCACAUACUUCGAUCAACCAUACUUUAAUCAAGGAAAAUUUUUUCUUUCAACUUUCUUACUUUAAUGAUCAAAGAAGCUUUGCAGAGUGUGUUUAGUCGCUUUCCUUUAGUUUGCAUGUGAGAAGAUUGCUUCUAGUUUGACUCCAACACCUAGACAGUAGGGUCGCCACCAACUGUAUGAACGGGUUUUGUGAUUGGUUGAUGAUAACAAUAAAAGACAAUGAACUAUAGAAAUUAUUUUUCUAAACAACGAGUCAAACACUGAUACUAUUUUUUUAUGAAGUAUUUACUCCAGAUGGUAAUACUGGACCAUAAACAGAUGAUCCUUGCUGGGCCCAGGGACCGGUUAAGAACUGAUAGACCUCUAGCCACUCUAUGUCCAGAAUAAAAAUUAUUUAAAAUUUUAGUCAGAGUAUAGUGAAGUAUUUCAACUAUAGGUAUUUGCAAGCACAGAUAAUUUUUUUGUGUUACCAGUAUAGUGCAUUUCCCUUUACCAUUUGCAAUUGUAUGGUCCUGAUUGUGUUCAAUAUAUUGUUAUUGAUCAUUUGUACAGUAAUCAGGUAUAAUUGUUGGUAUAAUUGUUUCAGUUAUCCCUGCAAAGUGACCGAGCAACAUUUAUGAAAUGUGCAAAGAAAUCACGACAACAAGAAAUUCUAUUGACGGAAGGAAUGUCUUUUCUAUCUGCCUGGUAAAUAUGUUCGAACAAUAAGUCCGCUAAUCACAACGUAGCCAUCACCAACACUCAAUAGUAGUGAUUUAAGCCCCGUUUACACUACGCUCAAUUUUUGGUACGGCACGAAUAAAAUUGGUACCCGUACCACUUUUUUUGGACUACCUAUUUAGGUAGUCCAAGAACCAAAAAAGUGGUACGGUACCAAAAAUCGAGCGUAGUGUAAACGGGGCUUUAUAGUACUAAAGUAAAGUCUGAACCAAACAAGAAUGAGAGUUGACAGUCAAGCGACCUUGGUUAACUGUUCUUAAUGCUUUCCCAACACUGUUGUCUAUUUAAGUUAAUUAAAACAUAAUUAGAACGAUCAAACAUAAUUAGAACGAUUCGAACGAGUUAAUCUAGAGCUUAAAAUGUCCCCUGUAUCAAUGCGUGACUGUCAACUCUCGUCAACUCUCAUUUUCGGUUUGAACGUGGCUUAAUAGUGAGACCGAAGCCAGAAGAAACCAAAACAAGCGUUGCGUAAGAGUUGAUGCGAGUUAACUGGAUAUUACCGUUCAAACGAGCAAAGUCUAAUUCAAAUUUUGAUGAGAGUUCGUGAGAGUAGCUCAAAGUUAUAUGAGAGUCGACUGGCAUCAGCAUCCUCGUUUUAUGGUGAGGAAUUUUAUCCACAAAGACAGGUGUGAAUCAGUAUGCCUCACAUUCUGGUAUUGGUAUGACGCAUUACAAAAAAAAACGUCAUUGUACAUUAUCCUUGCGAUCUCUGAGUUUUGUUUUGUUAUCUAGGAAGGUGUUGUGCUAUGAUCCGCAAGAACGUCUUGAAACUGAAGGCCUCCCCGUUCCGGUAAAUUUUUCACUCUAGUUCUGGUUUAAUUGAAAUUUUUCUGGUUUAAUUUAAUAUUUAACAAUUAUUCGCCGAAGGCGAGGUGAUUAUCGGUGAAUAAAAACCGAGACGAAGUCGAGGUUUUUAUUCACGAUAAUCACCGAGCCUGAGGUGAAUAAUUGUUUUAGUAUAAUUUCAUAGGUGAUUAUUUGGAAAAAAAUAAGAAAAUACACAUUUCUUCGUCAUUUAAUUGACAAAAAGGCUUCGACCGCCAUUUUGAAAAUCGCUUAGGUGAUUAUCGCGUAAUAAUCACCUCAACGGCAACCAAUCAGCGUGGAGAAUUUUCAAUAAUCACCUAUGUAAUUAUACUAAAUAAUAAUAAUGCCAACUUUCUUAGCUAGAGUGGAACAAUAGUAACUUAAGGUGUCUGAGUUAUUCAAUGAUGUGCAUAAUGGGGUGACAACGUUAUGAACAAGCAUUAGCUAAUUUUGUGCAUUGAAUAUUAGAUAAAAUGUUUGUUAUAGGCAAAUAAGAAAAUUUUGAUUUGUCAUUGCAAGACAAACCAGUGUCUGGCUUCCUUGUCCGACUUUUCAUCCAGGUAAGAAAAAGUAAACCUAUUUGUUGUUGAUGCUGUUGUUAUUGUUAAUGUUGUUGUUAUUAUCGUUGUGGUUGCUGCUGCUGUUGUUAUUGUUGCUGUGGUUGUUAUCGUUGUUGUUGUUGUUGUUGUUGUUGUUAUUGUUAUUGUGGUUGCUGCUGUUGUUGUUGUUAGUGUGGUUGUUGUUAGUGUUGCUGUUGUUAGUGUUGUUGUUGUUCUGUUGUUGUCGUUGCUAUGUUUUGUUGUCAUUGUUGCUGUUGCUGCUGUUGUUGCUAAUGUUGUUGCUGCUGCUGUUGUUGUUCACAAAUAUUACUGAUAUUCUAGGACGCCGUUUGGUCGCGAGUACGAAGCGGUUGCCCAGACUAGCCUAAACUCACAAAGCUGAAAUGCCAUUAAACCACUGGGUGUUCAUUAAAGAUGAAUCGGGGCAGCGGUUGCCUUCGAGAGCAUCACUCCCAAGCAGGGGCCGGUUGUACGAAAGGUGGAUAAGUUAUCCAGUGGAUAAGUCCUAUC
Messenger RNA from Paramuricea clavata, 4747 nucleotides. Lineage: Eukaryota; Metazoa; Cnidaria; Anthozoa; Malacalcyonacea; Plexauridae. The record is from the annotation of a GenBank genome assembly.